CUUCGAGACUUCGACUCCCUGUUAAACCCUAGAAAAACCCUAAGUUGUUUUCGCCACUCUGCUUCGCUAAGGGGAAGACAGAGAAAUAUGAAGUUGAAGGUCAAGAAGGCAACAAUGGCGACGAUUAAGAAGAACAGCAAAAAGAAGGAAAAUAAGGAAAAGCAGAAAAAACCAGAAUAUAGUGAAAGGGAAACCUCCGGAGAUGAGGUACAUGGUAAUUUUCGAAAUAUGAAGUUGAAGGUCAAGAAGGCAACAAUGGCGACGAUUAAGAAGAACAGCAAAAAGAAGGAAAAGAAGGAAAAGAAGGAAAAGCAGAAAAAACCAGAAUAUAGUGAAAGGGAAACCUCCGGAGAUGAGGUACAUGGAGAUGUUUCAACCAAUGGAAAUGUCAAAGUUAGUGCAUAUAACGAUGUAAAUUCAGGCGGCAAUGAUGAUAAUGAAUCUUAUCAUUCUGUUGAAGAGAGUGAUUCGUCAGAAGACGAGGUUGCUCCUCGGAAUACAGUUGGAGAUGUUCCACUGGAGUUCUACAAAGAUGAGGAACAUAUUGGUUAUGAUCUUACCGCGAAGAAGAUUAAAAAGAAGGAGAGGAAAGAUCGACUCGAAACGUUUCUAGCCAAUGUUGAUGAUAAGAAAGCCUGGCGGAAGUUUGUUGAUGUAUACAAUGAUGAAGAAGUGACAAUAGAGAGAGACGACAUGAGGAUGAUUCGCCGUAUCAUGAAAGGAAAGACACCACAUGCUGAUGCGGAUCCGUAUGCGCCUUAUGUCGAUUGGUUUCAUUGGGAAGGUAAAGGUCAUCCUCUAUCAAACGCACCGGAGCCAAAGAGACGAUUCGUCCUUUCAAAAUCAGAGGCCAGACAGAGAAAUAAGUAUGUGAGGGCAAUCCGAGAGGGAAGAAUUAAAUUUGAUAAACCCAAGGAAGAGCCGAGGUUCUACCUAUUGUGGGGUGAUGAUUCUAGCUCAUCCGAAAAAACAAGGGGAUUGUCAUAUAUUCCUCCUCCAAAAGCAAAACUGCCUGGUCAUGAGGAAGCUUACAAUCCUUCCUUGGAAUUCAUACCAACUGAAGAAGAAAUCAAUUCGUAUCAAUUGAUGUAUGAAGAAGAUAGACCUAAAUUUAUUCCCACAAGGUAUACAUCUUUGAGAGGCAUUCCGGCGUACGACAAGUAUAUCAAGGAAUGUUUUGAGCGUUGUUUGGACCUGUAUAUGUGUCCUAGAGUUCGUAAAAAACGCCUUGAUAUUGAUCCUGAAUCUUUGAAACCGGAGAGGCCGGAUCCAAAGGAUCUUAAACCUUACCCGACUACAUGUUAUAUUGAGUACAAGGGUCACACUGACGCUGUUGUCUCCAUUUCGACCGAGGCUUCAGGGCAAUGGUUAGCUUCAGGCUCAACUGAUGGAACUGUACGCAUUUGGGAGGUUGCUACUGGAAGAUGUGUCCGUGUGUGGGAAGUUGGCGGUGCUAUCAGACAUGUUGUAUGGAAUCCCUUACCACAUCAACCGAUCUUGGCUGUCUCUGUGGACCGGGAUGUACUUAUCUUAGAUACUGGAUUGGGUAGCGAAGAAGAGCAGGGGAAAAUCAAAGAUCUUUUACACAUUGAGAAACCUAUUAUUCCAGAUGAAUCUGGUGAUGCUGGCAUUGUAAGCUGGCUUCCUGAUGACAAACUUGGUGGUUUGAGAUUGAAGCAUUUCAAGACUGUGUCAUCAAUUGAGUGGCACCGCAGAGGAGAUUAUCUCUCAACAGUGAUUCCAGCAGGUGAAUCUCGAGCGAUAGUGAUACAUCAGCUGUCUAAGAAAGAAAGUCAGAGAGUCCCAUUCAAGUUGCAUGGACUUCCAGUAUCUACUGCUUUCCAUCCAUCUCGCUCCAUUUUCUUUGUCUCAACAAAGAAGCAUGUUCGUGUGUAUGAUUUACUCAAAGAAAAACUGAUCAAGAAGCUUGAUACAAAGUUCCGUGAAGUUUCAAGCAUCGCAGUACAUCCUGGUGGUGACAAUUUGAUCGUCGGGAGCAGGGAAGGAAAAUGGUGCUGGUUUGACAUGGAUCUCUCAUCGACACCUUAUAAAGUCGUGAAGAAUCACACAAAGGAUAUAACAAAUGUGGCUUUUCACCGUUCGUAUCCUCUAUUUGCUACAUGUUCGGAAGAUGGUAUAGCGCAUGUUUUCCAUGGCAUGGUUUAUUCUGACCUAAAUCAAAAUCCACUCAUUGCUCCACUGAGGAUUCUCCAAGGGCAUUCUAGCCAAAAAGGAAAAGGAGGUAUUCUGGAUUGCAAGUUUCAUCCUAGGCAACCCUGGUUGUUUACUGCUGGUGCUGAUUCUGUCAUCAAACUUUAUUGCCAUUAGGAGGAUUAACAGAAGAGCACCUUAUUCUUGUGAUCUUUCGCAUUGAAAAGUUAACAUUCGACUUUAAAACCGGCAGUGAUAUUAGAGCUCACAGAUUGAGGAACUACUGAGGCAUUGAAAAAUAACAUUCGAAUUUGAAACCGGCAGUGAUAUUAGAGCUCACAGAUUGAGGAACUACUGAGGCUGAAAAUCUCAUGUUUCCCAUGCCAUUGGUACUGCAGGAGCUAUCUUUUUGUAGAGUAGGUCUGUAUUUUGCUAAAAUUUUGAUGAGGAUAUGCCUCUGCUCAAUUCUCACAAUUGUUCUGUCGAUGUAAAGGUAAGUUCUACAACAUUAUAUUUUUACCAAGUGCUCCCUGUUUUUCCCUCUCUUGAUAAACUCUUAAGCUUGUAACAAUUCUAGUAUUCUCGUUUUACAAGCAGCAUAAACAAAAUAGAAAAGGGGUGCCUUCCAUGUUGUACUCAUGUAGUCAUGUCUAAGCUGGUCAUGAUUCUCUUUCGUAACUCAUGAUGUUAGUCUUUCUCAUUGCAA
Beta vulgaris subsp. vulgaris (sugar beet) is the source of this 2857-nucleotide messenger RNA. RefSeq names its product ribosome biogenesis protein BOP1 homolog. Gene Ontology annotation, biological process: maturation of LSU-rRNA from tricistronic rRNA transcript (SSU-rRNA, 5.8S rRNA, LSU-rRNA); ribosome biogenesis. Gene Ontology annotation, molecular function: ribonucleoprotein complex binding; protein binding. The transcript is spliced from 17 exons. The coding region runs from base 88 to 2328 and encodes 746 amino acids. The record is from RefSeq and is a predicted model, not a curated record. NCBI's taxonomy places the organism in Eukaryota, Viridiplantae, Streptophyta, Magnoliopsida, Caryophyllales, Amaranthaceae. Gene Ontology annotation, cellular component: preribosome, large subunit precursor; PeBoW complex.